AUGAGCUCUUUAAAAAUUGUAGAAAAAGCAAAAUUGAAAAGAAAAAAUCAAUAUAAAUUAACUACUUUAGGAGAAAUUGUUGACUCAAAAUGUUUUCCAGCUGAAUAUAAUACUAAUAUAUCUAAUGAAGAUGAUAAAAAAGCAGAAAAGAUAGAAAUAAAUAAAGCCAAAAAGUACAUGUAG
This is a messenger RNA of Funneliformis geosporum, 183 nucleotides long. Lineage: Eukaryota; Fungi; Glomeromycota; Glomeromycetes; Glomerales; Glomeraceae. The record is from the annotation of a GenBank genome assembly.